CCGUGAACCCUAAUUCCCCAUCAUCUUCGUGAACUACUGAAAGGUGAACGACUGAGCGGAAGACCACCACACUCCACAAAGAAAGCUCGCGGUGAACGACUGAGCGGAAGACCACCACACUCCACAAAGAAAGCUCGUCCACCACCAGCAGAAAAGGUUUGCAUAGCGUAUAACAAAAAGAGAUGAAGACCUUUACCUACCUGCUCCAUCAUGGAAAAAGUUUAAAGACAAGGAAACCAUUGAAGGUGAAGAGCAGAAUAACAAAGAAAAGGAAAGAGGUUACUCUUAUGAACAAGGUGCCGGUGAACAUUCAACGUUUCUCAGUCGUGUUUACGAGUGCCAAAGCCUAUCGAUACAAGGAAAUAAAUAGUAACAAGAAGACAAAAGGGAGCAACAAAAAAAAAUUCCAGCUCCUGGAAGAUACGUGGGGCUUUCACGGUCUUUGGCCGCGUCCCAAAAAAAGCAUGCUACCCUUGCAAGGUGACAGUAUUCGAGAGACCGAUCCAUCCAUUCAACAGUUCCAAAAUUUGUGGAAGCCGCUAGACUCCAAAACUAAUUACAAGUUUAUGACCUAUGAAUGGUCGACCCAUGGCCGGCACCAGGCGAAAGUCAAUUACAAUGAUUACUUCGAGUUGGGCCAUAACAUGGCCACAAGACUCAAGAGCUUCAAAGAUGACAUCGCCCGUGCAUAUAGCAACAUUGAUGAGACGCUGAAGGGAACCAAAACUAUUGGGGACGUCAAGUGGAGAUGUGCUCCGGCAUUUGCGUUAUCAAUGGAGCUUGAAAAGAUUCUCGGCUAUCAUCCUGAACUCAAAGCCUCAAUGAUUUGUGGAAAUCUUCAUCUAUUUGAGGUGCUGGUUGAUGUUGAUUACAAUACGACCAUAAAGAACUACGAGGUGCUCAAAAAAGGAGCUAAAUUCACUAACUGUGCUGAUAAUGACAUUUUGUAUUUUUAGUAGAAGAGGUUAGGUGUGCACCAGUUCUUUUAUGGUUGAACUUUGUAGAAGCUUACUUAAAAUACUACAAUGAUGUGUCCACUUGUCAUGUUUAAUUGCCUCUUUUUUUUUUUUGUAUUUCCCCACCCCUCUAGUGGGAUGAUACUGGUUAACAAUUUUAGUGGAUGGAUGUUUUUAUGCUCUUUGAUCAAAGGUUAUAUAAGUCAGCUCUCUCUUUGUUUAAGAAAUGACUUAUAAAUGU
This is a messenger RNA of Cuscuta campestris, 1197 nucleotides long. Lineage: Eukaryota; Viridiplantae; Streptophyta; Magnoliopsida; Solanales; Convolvulaceae. The record is from the annotation of a GenBank genome assembly.